CAUGCAUGCGUAGUAUAAGAUUAGGUGUAGAAUCCAUUGAUUUUUCAACAUAUAUAUAUAUUGAGUGAUGUUUGUUAGCCUAGAUGUUGGCAUCAAUCACCGGUACAAAGCUAAAGUCUGUACAAACGGAAAACACUUUCUGAUCUUCUUUACUCUGAUUUCUUCCUUAUUCUUUAGUCCGCAUAAUUCUGUUUAUAAGAUCUGGUUUCUCCUCUUUCUUUCUUUACCUUAUAAGUUCUCAAUAAUCAAUAUACAAAAUAUUAGCUCUGUAAUCUUCUUUUCUUUUCACUUACCCUAAAACAAUUAAUUCCCUUUUUGCUUUAAAUCAUCUCAACAAUCCAAUAUUCUUCUUGAAUCUUCACCGUAGGUGCUUUGAUCUUUUGUAGCUUAUUUACUUCACAGAUAAUGAAGAUGAGUUGAGGGUUUUAUUUAGGUUUUUUAUUUAUAGAAACCCUCUUUUAUUAUAUUUGGAUAUAGCUUGAUAAUUCAUAGCCCAAACAAGCAGAUGUGCAGUAGGGGCCAUUGGAGGCCUCACGAAGACCAGAGGCUUAGGGAGUUAGUUGAGAAAUAUGGACCUCAUAAUUGGAAUGCUAUAGCAGAAAAGCUUCAAGGAAGAUCAGGAAAGAGCUGUAGGUUGAGAUGGUUCAAUCAAUUGGAUCCAAGAAUCAAUCGAAACCCUUUCACUGAAGAGGAAGAAGAAAGGCUUCUUUCCGCUCAUCGGAUUCAUGGAAACCGAUGGGCAAUAAUAGCUCGUCUAUUCCCUGGUCGCACUGAUAAUGCUGUCAAAAAUCAUUGGCACGUUAUCAUGGCGCGAAAAUGCAGAGAACGGUCCAAGAUUUUUGCAAAGAGAGCUGCCGCUGCUACUGCUGGUCAUCAAAAAUCAAUGAGCGAUGAACAACAAUCAUCGUCGUCUAGGCAGCAAGAUAAUUAUCUGCAAAUAAAUAAGGAGAUAACAAGGAGUUUCAAUCCUCAGCGACUUUCAGAAAGAUUUGCUUACCCUAAUUUGAUAUACAACAAUUCCUUUUACCAGAAAUUGCUUCACGAUCACUAUGAUCGUUUUCAUCAUGCGAAGAUGGAUCAAGUUUUAUCUACAGAUGAAAACCAACCAACGGAGUUCUACGACUUUCUACAAGUGAAUACUGACUCUAACAGAAGUGAGGUGAUAGACCAUGGUAGAAUAAGAGAUGAUGAAGAAGUUGAACAGGAAGCUGUUGAUGACCUUCAUCGGAGCAAAGCCGCCAGCACAGAAUUCAUAGAUUUCUUAUCAGUUGGAGACUCAGCAUAAAGUUGCUGAUAUAUUUCAAGAAAUUCUACAGCUUUCUGCAUGGAUGCAGUUCUGGAAUACUCAUUAUCGUGUAUUCAUUCUGUUAGUAAAUCCUCAAUAUAUACAAGUUAUAGAUACUUUAGAGUAUAAUUAGAGUUGUAGUUGCCAUACAAGACUAGAGGAUAGAAAUACAAAGAGAUCAUAUCUAUCCUAUGACAACAAAAAGAUAUGACAUAUAAACUUUGAAUUCAAAUUAAACCUCUGUAUUAUCUAUUACGAUAUCCAAACAAUUAUUAAAUAGACGUUAAAUGGUAGUAGCAUAGAAAAAAUAACAUGAAAUAAUCGUUUUUUUUUUUUUUUUUUUAAGUUUGUCUACAGAAUUUUCUAUGACAUAGAAAG
Molecule: messenger RNA, 1663 nt
Organism: Lycium barbarum (goji berry)
Lineage: Eukaryota; Viridiplantae; Streptophyta; Magnoliopsida; Solanales; Solanaceae
Product: transcription factor MYB54-like
Exons: 3
Coding region: 506-1285 (259 amino acids)
Biological process (GO): regulation of DNA-templated transcription
Cellular component (GO): nucleus
Molecular function (GO): DNA-binding transcription factor activity, RNA polymerase II-specific; RNA polymerase II cis-regulatory region sequence-specific DNA binding
Source: RefSeq, a predicted model, not a curated record